Micropterus salmoides (largemouth bass) is the source of this 2273-nucleotide messenger RNA. RefSeq names its product adenylosuccinate synthase, like (gene adss2l). Gene Ontology annotation, molecular function: adenylosuccinate synthase activity; GTP binding. Gene Ontology annotation, biological process: 'de novo' AMP biosynthetic process; IMP metabolic process. Gene Ontology annotation, cellular component: cytoplasm. Bases 41 to 1462 code for a protein of 473 amino acids. NCBI's taxonomy places the organism in Eukaryota, Metazoa, Chordata, Actinopteri, Centrarchiformes, Centrarchidae. The transcript has 13 exons. The record is from RefSeq and is a predicted model, not a curated record.
GAAACGCGGUAAAACGAUAUUCCGGUUUGCAGACAACAGCAUGGCAUCCGAUAGCACCAUGGCUAACGUUAACGGACGAGAGACCGUCUCCCUGAACGGGGAACCGGUCGUUAAACGGCCACGGGAGAGUGUCUCGCAGGAGAGUCUUCUCCGUGUCCCGAAGGAGCCUCAGAACAAAGUGACCGUGGUGCUCGGAGCGCAGUGGGGCGACGAGGGCAAAGGAAAAGUUGUGGACUUGCUCGCAAUGGAUGCGGAUAUUGUAUGCAGGUGCCAGGGAGGCAACAAUGCAGGACACACCGUGGUUGUGGACUCUGUGGAGUAUGACUUCCACCUGCUGCCCAGUGGAGUGCUCAACAAGAAGGCUGUCUCCUUCAUCGGUAACGGGGUGGUGAUACACCUUCCAGGUCUGUUUGAGGAGGCAGAAAAGAACCUGCAGAAAGGCAAAGGAUUACAGGGAUGGGAGGAGAGAUUAAAGAUAUCCGAUCGUGCUCACAUUGUGUUCAACUUCCAUCAAGCGGUUGAUGGGAUCCAGGAGCAGCAGCGGCAGCAACAAGAAGGGAAAAAUUUGGGAACCACUAAGAAGGGUAUCGGCCCUGCCUAUUCAUCCAAAGCAGCUCGCAACGGUCUGCGAGUCUGUGACCUUGUAUCAGACUUCAAGGUUUUUGAAGACAAGUUUCGUAUGUUGGCAGAACAUUUCCUGACGAUGUAUCCAAACCUUAACAUCGACAUUGACAGUGAACUGGAGCAGCUGAAGGCAUAUGCAGAGAGACUGCGUCCUCUAGUGACUGAUGGGGUGUACUUCAUGCACAAAGCCCUUACUGGACCCAGUAAGAAAAUCCUUGUGGAGGGAGCCAAUGCUGCUCUCCUGGAUAUCGACUUUGGGACCUAUCCUUUCGUGACUUCUUCCAACUGCACUGUGGGAGGAGUCUGCACUGGUCUCGGCGUGCCUCCGUCAUAUGUUGGCCGUGUAUACGGUGUCGUUAAAGCGUACACCACCCGGGUGGGCGUUGGUGCUUUCCCAACAGAGCAAGUUAAUGAGACUGGGGACCUGUUACAGUCCAAAGGGAAAGAGUUUGGUGUGACGACGGGCAGAAAGAGGCGUUGUGGAUGGCUGGACCUGAUUUUGGUCAGAUACGCUCACAUGGUCAAUGGCUUCUCUGCAAUUGCCCUGACGAAGCUGGACAUUUUGGACACACUGAAGGAGAUUAAAGUGGGCGUGGCCUAUAAGGUUGAUGGACAACCUCUACCAAGUUUCCCAGCGAACAUGGACGUUUUGACGCGGGUGUCAGUGGAGUAUGAGACGUUACCCGGCUGGUGCUGCAGCACAGAGGAAGCCCGGACCUUCGAGGACCUGCCGUCGCAGGCACAAAAUUACAUUCACUUCAUCGAGGAGUUCCUGCAAGUGCCAGUGAAGUGGGUUGGAGUCGGCAAGUCCAGAGAGAGCAUGAUCAAACUGUUUUGAUCCGUCUGCGGACCUGUAGUCCUCCUCAACAACAGCUCAGAUAAUAAUUUAAGGUUUUGAUGGGAUUACAAGAGGAAUUUAAAUGCAAACUAUGUCCUAAAGGAAAUACUUCACCAGCAAGCUUAGUUGAUACUUGUGCAUCCCAUUUAAAAGACUCCUUAGAUAUCAUUUAUGCAUUCCACGUAAUGUUUUCUAUAUUUAUUAGGGUGUUAAUUUUUAAAACCUGGUGCAAAUACAUCUAUCAUUCUCUAUUCCAUUCCACAGGCUUAUUAAUCUUAAUAUCAGUUCACCACGUUACUUUUGAUUUAAGUUUUUUUUUUUUUGUUGUUGUUGUUUUUUUACAUUUAUUUAAAGAGCAAUAAAUGAACAGAUUUGAAGCCUUCAUAUUAAAGGACGUCGCAACAAGAUUAUUUUCAGGCUUUGUAAAGAGAUGGAAAAACCAUCCUAUGAUCUGUAUGAUGGUGAACUUUUGUAUUGAACAAUUUUAAAACACUUUUAAAACAUGAAUGCAUCUCAGAUGUUAAGUUUGUAAUAACAUUUUCAUGACGAUUGUUGGAACCAACACAUUGCUUUUUAAAUCAACCUCAAGACGGAUAAAUCAACAAGAAGCAGUCUGAGUUUGAAGACAUGUUUUCUUCAUAAUAACUGAAGGAAAAUAAUUCGAAAUUCCAUGUUUAUGCAAAGGCAUUGGUAUUUGAGGACUUUGUGUAGAUGUAAAGAGAACGGCUGUAAUGUACUAAAGUAUAUUUCAAUGUGUCAGUGUAAAAGGCUCCUACUCAGCUUGCUGUUAUCAAUAAACUUAACAAAAAUA